This is a messenger RNA of Benincasa hispida (wax gourd), 924 nucleotides long. RefSeq names its product microtubule-destabilizing protein 60-like. Gene Ontology annotation, molecular function: microtubule binding; protein kinase activator activity. Gene Ontology annotation, cellular component: nuclear microtubule; spindle. The record is from RefSeq and is a predicted model, not a curated record. Lineage: Eukaryota; Viridiplantae; Streptophyta; Magnoliopsida; Cucurbitales; Cucurbitaceae. Gene Ontology annotation, biological process: mitotic spindle assembly; regulation of mitotic spindle organization; activation of protein kinase activity.
UUGUUGGUAGAGAGAGAUGUGAAGGUACAUAUAAAGGGAAACUAAAAUUGUAUGAGAGGGAGGCUUAAUUAGAAGGGUUUGUUGUAAAUUUGUAAUAUAUGUGAGAGAUAUGCUUAUAUUUCUUCCCCAUGGUGGUGAUGUUACAACCCACAUAUUUUACUUUGCCUUCUCAAUUCCCUUUCUUCACAAGGCAUCUAUAUAUAUAAAUUUCACUUCUCUUCCAUUUCUAUGCCAUUCAUCAACUUUCUUCCUUUGCUUUCUUCUAAAUCUCAUAGCUCUCAAUAAAAUUGGAGAUGUCCCAAGUAAAAGUAGUUCCUAUAAAGAGUGAUGAUAUCAAAGAGAGGUUUUGCAACAAACCUAAGGUUAUCAUCAAAGAAAACACAACUACAAGGCCACAUGACUUCAAAUUGCACACUGAACAAAGGGCCAUCAAACGUGCAAUGUUCAACUACUCGGUAGCAACAAAAUUAUUUGUGAUAGAACAGCAGAAGAAACAAGAAGAACAAUUGCAGAAGAUAAUAGAAGAGGAAGAGAUUCGUUUGCUAAGAAAAGAAAUGAUUCCCAAAGCUCAAUUAAUGCCUUUCUUUGACAAACCCUUCUCUCCUCAAAGAUCAAAAAGACCCUUAACAAUUCCUAGAGAGCCAAGUUUCCAUAUCACAAGCUGCUUUUCCAACACUGAAAUCAAAUUCUCCCCACAAAAUCAAGUUUGAGCCUCACAAUGGGAUGAAUCAAAAGUAUAAUAUAUAUAUAUAUGGCUUAAAUUUUGGUCGAUUACUUAUAAAAUCGAGAUGUUGAUGCAUGGCUGCUCGAGAUAUGUUUAAGUGAGAUAAUUGUAUUUUAGGGGCGGUUUUUUUUAUUUGAUAGGAUUUCAAAUAAUUAAAACUGGUUGUAACCUAGAACUUGAGUAUAGCUCACCUAAUUAAG